UGUUUUACAUUAUUUAAGCCUCACAGGGUUUGUCUGAAAUAACAUCCAGUUUUUUCUCAGCAAUUACAAACUAUUUCAAUAACCUUGAUAUCAAAAUGAGGCUAACGUUUGAGGGACUCCUUCAGAAGUGUAAGCAUCACAUCUGUUUGCUAUAGUUUUGAUUUUUUAAGUUGUUUGUAACAGAUUUUAAGUUUCCUCUGCUGAAUCCUGACCAACCAUCAGUGUGUUCCUGCUCCAGCAGGUGGUCUGGUUUCCUGCUGCUGGAGCUCAAAUGCUUCAACGUUGCUUUUCUAGACCCAGGACAAAAUGUCGGCUGGGUAUUUUUUCUGUUUUUGUAAAUCUUAGGAUGACUGUAUGUAAUAAAAACAGCAAAGAUCAGCAGUUUAUGAUCAACUUAAAUCCUUUCCUCCUUAUUCUGAUGCUCCAUUUGAGCUGUCGAGUUCCUGCAACGUGAUUGGCUGAUUUGUGCGUGACAAUAAAAUUGUGUGAUGUUUAUUUACAGGAAAAGGGAUUAAUGGAAACUUUUACAUCAGACUGUUCAGUAGAUUUUAUCUUUGUGGUUACCAGAAACAGCCCUGUGAUGUCAUCAUUGAAUCAUUCCUUCUUUUACUGAAUCUAACAACUCGGUUCAGUUCAUUUAAUCAGUUCACAGGAUCGGCCGUUCAUUAAACAAGUUUGUUCCAGUAACGUCUGUUUCCGUCGUAUUCCAGGACACAGUGUGAAGCCAGAAGGCGGGGUCAGAGGUCAUUAUGAGGUGUGAACGGCCUCUUUAGGAUGGAUGGUCCAGGAUGUUCCAGGUGUGAACAGGAAGUGGGCCUGACCCGGUUCCCACAGAGCUGCUGACGUCUCGGCGUCAACAACAUUUGUUGCUCUGACUUACGGCUCAGGAACGUUUGGUUGGCAUCAGGCUGCAAGCCGAGGCGUUUCUGUUACAACCUUAGCAAACCACAGCAGAGGCGUCAGCACCGGGUUCAGGGAAGGUCAACCAACCUACACGAAACCAUGACUGGUUCUUGAAGGAAGCGUGGCACUUUAUCCAUUUGACAAGCUUGAAGAUCUUUUAAAUGUUAAUUUAUUCAUUCAUUCAUGUUUUAAAACUCAACUAACUUAUUUAUUUCAAACAAAAGAUUCAUGGCCACCUCUGGAUCAGCGAUGUGCGGUCAGGGGAGAACUCUACUGUAAUCCUGAAAAGUAAAAUAGAUGCUAAUAAUGAUGAGAGAACAUCAAAUUUUUUGUAUAAAUUAGUCUUUCUAUUUGUAAUGUCAAGAACAUCGAUUUUUUUUAUGGCUAAAAUGACAUUGAGGAGCCAAACAGAACCAGAACCAACUGAAACACGAUGAACUAAACUCUUUAUUACUUUAGCAUUCCUGAUCUGCUUUCACUGCAGAUCAAAUCAAUUAUUUAUCCUGUUUUCAUCUCUCAGUUUUUAUGAUUGUUGACUCCAGAAAAGCUUUGGAGACACAUUGAGGUGGAUUUUAAAGACGUGGAGCAGGAGCCGAACAUUAAGACGGAUAAAACCUGCUGCAUUCAGGCCCCGCCCACACAGACACCAUGAAGGCGUUUGGUAACUUAAACUGGAAAUCCACGGACGCCAUUUUAACCAGAAAUUAUUUUGAAAAAUGUUUGAAAAGUAGAAAAAGUUCAAAACUCCAGUUUCAUGUUUCAGUGUCGACAUGCGAGCCGCGUUUUUAAAACGACAUCGCUGCUCCAUCUCUGUCUGCCUUCUUCUGUGGCUGAGUUACAGCGCCACCAAGUGGCCUGGCAGACACACAACAGCGUUUUCUACGGUGCUGCAUCCUGUUUUUAAUUUUCUCUUUAUCGUUUACAAAAAUUUACCUUGUUCACCUUCGUGUGGGCGGAGCCUCAGAGCGGGUCUAAAGUUCAUGUUUGUCAGAAUCUCAUUGGUUUCUCCUGGUCUGAUGUGAAAAUAUGGAUGGAUGGAUGGAUGGAUGGAUGGAUGGAUAAUUGGAGGGAUAAACAGAUCGGGAGGUUGUGGCUUAACUGAUUUAACUGGUUUAUUUGGGUUAACUGGUCUCCAGUAUCUCAUCCCCUCCCUCUCUGUGACACACAUGGGGCGCGCUCCUCUCCCGCACGCCCCCGCAGUAAAAGCGGGCUUCCCGCGGGUAACCGCUCAGACUCGGAGCCAGACGGACCCGCAUCCUGCCGCCGCCAUGCUGGACAGCCUCACCUUCCUCCUGGAGCGCCUCUUCCUCCUCGCCCACAUCAAGCUGUUCAGCCUGCUGCCCCCGCAGCUGGCCCGCAGCUGUGACCGGGAGGACCCGCUCCCGCAGCCCCCCGCAGCAGCAGCAGCAUCUGCAGCGGCUGCCCCGCACAGGUUCCAGCGCGGGGACCUGCUGGAGGUCCCCCGAACCCUCUUCACGCACUUCGGGAUCUACCUGGGCGACAACCGGGUGGCGCACCUGAUCCCGGACAUCCUGCCGGUGCUGAGCUCCGACAGCCGGCAGAUCCAGCAGAUGGUGACCAACAGCCGGCUGCUGCUCGGCGUGCUGUCCAAGCGCGCCAGCAUCCGGGUGGACUCGGUGGAGGACUUCGCGUACGGAGCCGGGAUCCUGCUGAACGCCAUGGACCGGGCGGUGCCGCACAGCCCGCUGCCCGGGGAGGAGGUGGCCCGGCGGGCCGAGCGGCUGGUCGGCGGGGUGUCCUACAGCCUGCUGUGGAACAACUGCGAGCACUUCGUCACCUACUGCCGCUACGGGGCCGCGCAGAGCCUGCAGACCGACCAGUUCUGUGAGUGGCUGAAGUCUCUGAUCCGGGACCAGCGCUGCGUGGUUCUGACCGGCCUGCUGGGCCUCCUGUCCAUGGCGUGUUUGGGCGUAUCUGCCGGCACCGCCCUGCCCUCCGCCCUCAUCCCCUUCACCCUGUGGAUGGCCAGCUAAGAGGCAACAAACCCAGAGACUCUGUUCAUCUGGCCUUUCACUAGACCGUUUGGGUUUUAGGAGCAGACGGAAACUGUCGCCUCGUCUGAUUGAUUUGGAAGUAAAAAUGUUUUCUACUAGUUUGGACACAUCUCACUUUGAUAUUAUGUUUUUUUUCUGUUAUUGUUUUUAUUUUCUCUCCUGCUGAAUAGAAACUUCAUCUGAUGAUUAUCAGCCAAUCAGAAGACAGAAAGAAACCAAAACAGCCAAUUGAACAUUUUAGUUCAGAUUUUAAAGAUUCUGAACUAAAGUUUUAGUUAAAUCUCACAUUAACUCUGCUUUGUUUCUAAUUUUUAUCUUUGACAGGUGAAUCUGUUUAAACAUUUGGUUUUUCCCUCCAGUCUGCUCUUUGAUAAAGUUUGGCUCCAUUUCUACGCAGCAUGUCAGGAAUCUGUUUGGUUUUUUGCUGUUUUUGUUUCAGCACUGUAACCUGGUGAAGAUGUAAAUAUCUGUAAAUAUCCUUCUGGACCUGAUUGUUUCCUAACAGUCACAAACUUUUUUACCGUUUUAUAACUUGUUAUAUUGUGUUUUAAUGUGUAAAUAAAGGAAAUAGAAGAAGA
This is a messenger RNA of Poecilia latipinna (sailfin molly), 3496 nucleotides long. RefSeq names its product lecithin retinol acyltransferase-like. Gene Ontology annotation, molecular function: phosphatidylcholine-retinol O-acyltransferase activity. Lineage: Eukaryota; Metazoa; Chordata; Actinopteri; Cyprinodontiformes; Poeciliidae. The record is from RefSeq and is a predicted model, not a curated record. Gene Ontology annotation, cellular component: rough endoplasmic reticulum. Gene Ontology annotation, biological process: vitamin A metabolic process; retinol metabolic process. Bases 1938 to 2897 code for a protein of 319 amino acids. The transcript has 2 exons.